CUGGGGCCGGAAUGGAACCGUCCGCGUCAUCGGAAGGGGAGCAGAGAGGAGAAUCUAAAUUAAAACGAGGAAUUUCCCAAGACUUGAUUUCUUCCCCCAAAUUAGACAUAUACAAAAUAGCAAGACAAUUAACGGACACGGCAAUCAAGGAAAAGAAGAUCUUCUCCAUCUACGGACACUACCCGGUGAUCCGGGCCGCCCUGCGGAGGAAGGGCUGGGUGGAGAAGAGGUUCCGCUUUCUGCCCAAGGUUGUUCCGAGUGUCGAAGACGAAGGGGAAGGAGCGCCAGGUAGAGUAUCGGAGGCGUCUUGUGUUUCGGUGUGAGACGUUUGCAAAGGAAAUCAAGAAGUGGCUUUGGAGAAAACAGACGACAUCCACGAUGUGAUGUCCAGGUUGGUAAAAAAUGAAACACCAUACUUCCUCUGGACAAUCAAAAGGGACAUCAUUGACUAUCACAGUCUGAGCUGCGACCAGAUGCUGAAUCACUACGGGAAGACGGCGUCCUUCACCACCAAGAUCGGGCUGUGCGUGAGCCUGCGGAGCCUGCCGUGGUAUGUCCAGGCCGACCCCGCCUCCUUCUUCCCACGCUGCUACGGCCUCUGCACCGAGAGCGAGAAGCAGGAGUUCCUGGACGACUUCCAGCGCACGGUGGCCUCCAGCAUCCUCAAGUGGGUGGUCAGCCAGCAGAACUGCAGCAGGAGCACACCCAAGGGCUGGAGGGAGAAGGCCGGUGACAGUGACCCCAGCAACAGGCAAGUUCCUGAGAGCGCGGGAUCGAGGCUCACAGGCCUCUCAGGGCAGCUGGUGGACGUCGCGUGCAGGGUGUGCGAGGCCUACCUGGGGCGGCUGGAGCACAGGGACAUCGACCUCUCUGAAGACGCCGCCAAGGACCUCACGGAGGACGAGUGGCAGGACCUGACCCAGCAGUACUACACGCUCCUUCACGGCGAGGCGUUCAUCUCCAAUUCAAGAAACUACUUUUCGCAGUGCCAAGCUCUGCUGAACAAAAUCACCUCUGUGAACCCUCAGACGGAGAUCGACGGGCUCCGGAACAUCUGGAUCGUAAAGCCCGCGGCCAAGUCCCGGGGCCGAGACAUAGUGUGCAUGAACCACGUGGAAGAGAUCCUGGAGCUGGUGGCUACAGACCAAGCCCCCGCCAAGCACCACGAGUGGGUAGUGCAGAAGUACAUCGAGACGCCGCUGCUCGUCUACGACACCAAGUUUGACACCCGGCAGUGGGUCCUGGUCACCGACUGGAAUGCGCUGGCCAUCUGGUUCCACAAGGAGAGCCACGUGCGCUUUUCGGCGCAGCGCCUCUCCCUCCACAGUCUGGACGGCGCCAUCCACCUGUGCAACAACUCCAUCCAGAAGCACCUGAAGAACGACAAGGACCGGAGCCCCCUGCUGCCGGGUCACAACAUGUGGACCAGCACCCGGUUCCGGGAGUACCUGCAGAGGAGGGGCCGCGGGGCCGUGUGGGGCAGCGUCAUCUACCCGUCCAUGAAGAGGGCCAUCACCAACACCAUGAAGGUGGCCCAGGACCACGUAGACCCGCGGAAGAACAGCUUCGAGCUGUACGGCGCCGACUUCAUCCUCGGGCGCGACUUCAAGCCCUGGCUGAUCGAGAUCAACUCUAGCCCCACCAUGCACGCGUCCACGCCGGUCACGGCCCAGCUCUGCGCGCAGGUGCAGGAGGACACCAUCAAGGUGGUGGUGGACCGCAAGGUCGACCGAAACUGCGACGUCGGCAACUUCGAGCUGCUGUGGAGACAGCCUGCAGUGGAGCUGCCCCCCUUCCCGGGGUCCGACCUCUUCGUGGAAGGGGUGGGUGUGGGGAAAGCCAAGAAGCAGAUGCCGCCCAUCUCCAACUUUGACUUUGCAUCUCCACUCUUGGACGUUCAUCCACUAAGAGAGAGGUGCCCCUCGGCCAUGCCAGGCCUGGCUCCGGGACCCCCACGAAUGGCUCUCCAGCAAGACUUGAAACUGAAAGACGAAAAGGUACUUCCUUGCACCUUGCCUGUGCCCUUAAAGAGGCUGGCGGAGAGAAGUGCUAAAGUAAAGUGCGGCCACAGGGAGCCUGGCGGGAAGAUAGAGCCCCCCACCUGUACCUUUCAGCGCCUAGACAAUAAGGCCCUGAGCUCUGCUCUCGCCAAGGCCGAAUCAGACAAACACUUGGAUCCAAACUUAUUAAAUGUGCACCCGCUGCCGUCCCUUCUUCCGAGCGUGAAGACAGCGGAGAGCGCUCAGUUUCAGCCGCCCAGACCGUCAGGGCUGCCAAGGGCGCUCCCAGCGCCGUGCCUGGUGUGCCGUGGCUCGCUGCCGCCCGCCGGUCCCUGCAAGCGCUGCCGCUCGUUCUGCGCCGCCAUCCUGCUGGGAGCCUCCGUCGUGCCCCUCGGCAACGGGCCGGGCGGCGGCCCGUGCACCCCGUGA
This is a messenger RNA of Balaenoptera acutorostrata (minke whale), 2429 nucleotides long. RefSeq names its product tubulin tyrosine ligase like 8 (gene TTLL8). NCBI's taxonomy places the organism in Eukaryota, Metazoa, Chordata, Mammalia, Artiodactyla, Balaenopteridae. The transcript is spliced from 13 exons. The record is from RefSeq and is a predicted model, not a curated record. Gene Ontology annotation, molecular function: protein-glycine ligase activity, initiating. Gene Ontology annotation, cellular component: cilium. Gene Ontology annotation, biological process: cilium assembly; protein polyglycylation; cilium movement.